Messenger RNA from Brienomyrus brachyistius, 3576 nucleotides. Its product is annotated as mRNA decay activator protein ZFP36L1-like. Gene Ontology annotation, molecular function: mRNA binding; metal ion binding. The record is from RefSeq and is a predicted model, not a curated record. The transcript has 2 exons. Lineage: Eukaryota; Metazoa; Chordata; Actinopteri; Osteoglossiformes; Mormyridae. Bases 146 to 1228 code for a protein of 360 amino acids.
CGAAGAAAGCUGCCAGGGAGAUUAUAAACGUUGAACGUUGCCUGUGCAGCAGAGGAUCCGAGCCCGCUGGCCUUGCUGCACGCAGCUUUAUACCUCUGCAUACAUAUAAAUCUCCAUUCGCCGAGCACGUUUCCUCGCAGCAGAGAUGACCACGGCUGUGGUGUCGUCCUUCGUUAACUUCAGCGAAGUGAUCAACAAGAACAAUAAAAUGAACUACAACAACAACAUCCUAAGUAAUUCCCAUCAGAUACCGAUGUCCUGCAUGGGUGCGAAUCCCCCCAUCAGCUCCCCUACUGGGACCCUGCUGGACAGGAAGGCUGUGGGGGCCCCUACGGCUGGGGGGCUCUAUCAGCGGCGACACUCGGUCACGCUCCCCAGCUGCAAGUUCAACCAGAACCAAUUCAUCGGCGGCCUCAAGAUGGACCCCUCAUCUGUCCUGAACGGUGGCAGCAAUAAGGAGAACCGCUUCCGCGACCGCUCGUUCUCGGAGACCGGAGAGCGGCUGCUGCAGAAGCCCCUGGGCACUGUGGGUAGUGGUGCCGGGGCUCAGGUGAACUCCAGCCGCUACAAGACGGAGCUGUGCCGGCCCUUUGAGGAGAACGGCUCCUGCAAGUACGGCGACAAGUGCCAGUUCGCCCACGGAAUCCGCGAGCUACGCAGCCUCAGCCGCCACCCCAAGUAUAAGACGGAGCUGUGCCGCACCUUCCACACCAUCGGCUUCUGCCCUUAUGGCCCCCGCUGCCACUUCAUCCACAAUGCGGAGGAGCGCCGGGGCCCACCACCCCUCUCUUCCUCCAACAAGGUAGAGAGGCCACGCCUCCAGCACAGCUACAGCUUCGCCGGCUUCUCCAGUGCUGGCAGCCUGCAGGACAGCCCCACCUCAGUAACCCCACCUCCCAUCUUCCCUGCUGAGGACCUCACUGCGUGGCCCACUAAUUCCUUAAUGUACUCCAGCCAGGAGCUGGCCAACCUGUUUGGCCCCAGCCUGGGGCCCCUUGGAGGUGGGGACCUUUCCACCCCAGCUCCCCAUUCGCCGACGGCCCCUUACUUCCGCGCCAUGUCAGAGUCGCCCCAGCUGUUUGAGUCGCCCUCUAGCCCGCCAGACUCGCUUUCUGACCAGGAGGGCUACCAGAGCAGCUCGGGGAGCCUCAGCGGGUCAGAGUCCCCGGUGCUGGACGCCUCGCGCCGGCUCCCCAUCUUCAGCAGACUGUCCAUCUCCGAUGAUUGAAUUGCAUGCCUGAGAUGGAGCGAGAAGAGGCUAGCAGAGGGCACUUCCCUGUCCCCCAACCUCUAUCCCUCGACUUCUGUCUUUGUUUACAAGUGAGGGACAGACAGAUUUGUGUACAACUGUUUUAAGCUAAGCUAAGGGCUCACCCACUUCACCUGCAGUGAGUCAGGACUGCAGAACCCCGUCCCCUCUCGUCACUGUAACCCGACAGCAUCCAUAACACCAUGAGGAAGCACUCAUAGAACUGUGGUUUCUAAAUGAAUCAGUUUUUAAUCAAGGGAAAUGUCCAUUCAGAUAGAACAGUUAAAAAAAAAAUAAUCUGCCAUUUUCCUGAACUCAGCUCUGCUUCUGAACACUUGGCUUCUACUGUGUUUGACAGUGCCAAAAAUGGGUGAAGAAAGUUUGUUGCGAUAAAGGUAUUUCAUAUGCAAUAUACCUUUCUGACACCGUAGCCAUGCCCUGGCUUCCUGCCCUCUAGUGGCCACUCCCCUGCAUUGCCACUGCUUUGAGACCCCACCCUUUUCUUAGCUAGCAGAAUGAUGCUUUAACAUGACAAUGAAUCCUUAUAACUGCGGUAUCAUUCAUGAAGCUUUUUUUUUUAAAAAAAAAAAAAACGGCAGAUAAAGGAAUAAAGUGCCUGGAGCUAGAACAAGGACCCGUUUUCUCCCCCCACCUGUUUUAAAUGGAACAUUCUGCUUGUGAAGAGGAAAUGGGCUUGGGAAUUUGACAGGAAAACAAACUUUUUUCGACGCACAUUUCCUUUUCUUCCAAAAAAACUGUAACAUCCUUAAAGUUGUUGCCUUAAGACUCAAGGUUUUGUAGCUCUCUUGUUUCCAUGUGUGCCGAGAGGAAAUCUCACCCCUGAUCACUGACUGCAGCCCUCCCCGCACUUCCCACCACCCUCCGUAUUCUGCCAACAGUGGCCGAGUCAUGCAUAUUGCUGGUGGCUCUGUAUGACCUGCUUCAAGUGAUCCAUUCCCGUUCGGAUUCCACUCCGGAGCACUUUUUAAUCCCACCCAUAACCUGCUUCAGUUUUUUUUUUCUCUCUUUUUGAUUAUUAUUAUUUUGGGGGAAAAACUUUCAAAAUGGAAGGUUUUGCUUGUCACUGCUUAUUUAUCAAACCGUAUUUAUUGCUGAUCAUAUGCAUUUUUUGUUAAUUUUUUAUUUAUCUGGAUAAUGAAACGAUAGAAUAUAUUUUCUUUUUAUGUUAAAUUAUGAUCUUCCAUAUUAGAGAUUGUGAAGACUUUUUUUUUCCCACAGUUUAAUAUAUUAUACUACAGUGACUUUUUAUAACUUCACUUAUUUUAUCUUGGAAAACAAAAGGUUUUCAUUUUAAUUAUUUAUUGUAGUUUUUCCAUCUUUAAUUUUGGACUGCAAUUUCAGGAUCUGUAGUGGCUUAAUUUCAUUCCUAAACUGUACUAGUGGGCGUGGCCUAAUUGCUGCCCUCCAUGCUUUAGAAUGUAUAGCCUAUACGUUUUGCCUUGACAGUAACAGUCCCUGCCUGUUAUUAGCUAAAUGUGACGUGGAUCGUCUUUACAGAACUGGUCGGUAAGGUCCUUGUUGGUCAAUGCUGUUCCCCAUGUGGAUGUACUGAAAUUUUGUGCCUGAUGUCCCAGAAACUUAAAAUCUUAACCGGAAGGGUUGGAGCGCAGUGUCUCAGUUCGAGACCCUUUUUUUGCCCCUUACAAAAAGGAUUUUGUUAGCAAAAGGGGAUAGGUUACCCCAUCUGUAAAUAUGUAUUUAAAAGUUUUAAGAGAAUUACGUGAGGAAAGUGUCUGAAAAGAAACCAGUGGGCAACCAAAAUGCUUAUGGUUUAGUGUUUAAAGUUGAAACCGCAGCAGUCCUGAGUGAACAAAUUUAUUUUUUUUUGUAAUGGGAGGAGGGGGUCAUAAGGAGAGUAGUCAAGCAUUUUGUUACUGUUUUUUUUUUUUUUAACAUUUCCUAAUGUGAGUUUUAACACUGCAUUUAUGUUCAAAUUGAAGGUUUGCUGGUUACUGAGGGUUUUAGUUGUAAGACUAAUGCGUAAUGAAAGCAAAUCGACCCCAGAGAGACUCCCAUUUAUAGGCGCUCUGCAUGACACACAGGUAACUUUGACUUACUUUUCUUGUUGGAUCAUCCAUAUUAAGUGCCUCUUUCAAUACAUUCCAGGUUUCUAUUUUUGUACAUGGAAGUUUUGGGGGGGGGGCAGGGGAGUAUCUGCUCAUAGUUAGAAAAGUUCAUAUGAGUGACAAAAAAAGCAAACUGUUGAAUGUAUUUUUGUUAUUGCCGUUCAUUGCAGUAAUUUGUUUAUGAACUUUUUUUGUAACGACCGAUUUUGCAGUUUGAAUAAACCCCAUAUUUUUGGAAAA